Myzus persicae (green peach aphid) is the source of this 886-nucleotide messenger RNA. Its product is annotated as partner of xrn-2 protein 1. The coding region runs from base 255 to 563 and encodes 102 amino acids. Lineage: Eukaryota; Metazoa; Arthropoda; Insecta; Hemiptera; Aphididae. The record is from RefSeq and is a predicted model, not a curated record. The transcript is spliced from 4 exons.
GUGGCAUCGUGCUUCUCACCAAAACAUCAACAAUAAUAAUUGUGUUUACUUUUUACCACGACUAAGAUCUAUAGCAGAGCAUUUUACACUUCUCUACUUCAGAGGUUCAGCAUUUCACCGUUCUUGGCCGUUCAAUAUUUCUAUUAAACGAGAAGCUACUUUUUUUAUUUUUUAAGAUUUGAUUCGUGAUUUUUGGUCUAUUUUCUAAGGUCGGAGAUUAAGUGAUACCCCGAGAUUUCUAAAAUAGUAUAAUCAUGACUUUUGAUUCAUCUUGGGAUGUCGAUAAAUACAGAUCUGAACAUGAAUAUGAAGAUCAUUGGCAGUUUAGGCGCCAGUUUUUAGUUGCUCAUCAAGACAAAUUCCCGGAAGAUCGAUUAGUGUGUUUAGCUCAAGUGUUUUUUAAUGUUGAGUUUUUAGGAUGCCAGUACCCUAAGAAAGUCAUGGACCUUAUUGAAACACUAUCUGAAGGUUUAGCUGAUGACUUAAGAGAAAAACGUAAAGGAAAAUUACAAAGAACCUUUGUUGCAGCCUCAGAUGCUGCUGAAGCUAAAGCUAAACGCUGAAACUAUGACAACACUACAUGUCAAAUAAAUAUCAACCGACUACCAGAUAUUUACUUAUAUGUUUAUAAUUAUCGUACUAUUAAGAAUGAUAAAACAAAUUGAAUUAAAAUUGAAAAAUUAUUUAUUAAUUUAAAUAAUUCACUAGAGGUUUGGUUGUUGCAUAUUCCAAAAAUGUGUUACAUCUCAUUGUGUGCAUUAUAAUCAAUUCAUUAUGUACAAUUUUUUUUUCUAAUGAAUUGAAUACUUGUAACAAUAAGAAUAUAAUAUAAUUAAAAUUUAUAUUUCAAACAUUGUUUGUUUUGAAUAAAAAUCUGGUUUUUAAA